UACAGCACGACAUGAUUCAGUUACUUGCAGAACAAUUAGAGUUAGUGCCUGGAACACCCUUGUCCCAGAACAGCAACAAAAUUGAACCAAGCUGUCAGGUUCCAAAGGGAUGAAACCACAAAAGUUACUCUGAAACCACAAAAGUUACUCUGAAAUCAGAGGUAGCUGUGUGCAUCUCUCAUCUGAGCAAUGGAAGAAAAGCGCAUAGGAACAGGAAACAGCCUUUCCUACAUAGCAGAACAAUGACUCAGAGCAGCAUGGCCUGCCUUGAAGGCUUGUCAUGUGAAUAAGGAAUAUAGAGGAGGGUUUAAUGUUACAGGGAAGGAGCUCGGGCACUAAAGCCACAUGCUAGACCUGUGAAGAUGUGAGCUAUCUCAGGGAAAGUCUCCAGUGCAGUUGAAGUCUGGGGCCAGAGAUGAACACUUUGCUACCGUCCUUUAUGAACGUGGAGCUGCUGCUCUUUGCAGUGGCAUCUGCAAAGUUAUUCACUGAACCGCAGGAGGGCAGCCUUGCUGGAGGAACAUGGAUCACCCUGACAUUGGAUGGUCUGACAUCUCCCCAGUUACAGUUCAUGUACUCCACCAGUGGGUCUUUGCUAGAAGUGUCCCUAGUGAGUCCCAUUCUGCCUCCAGUACGGUGCGAUGUCCAUCCUGUAUAUUUCGAUGUAUCCAUCAUCAGAUGCAAAACGAGGCCCUCGCAGCAGGAGGGGCUGUACCAGCUGGAGGUGAUUGCCAAUGGGCAGGUGAUAAGCAACCUGGAUGGGAUGCCUUGUGACAACUGCACUUUCAAGUUUUCUGUUGCACAAACACCUAUGGUUUACCAAGUUAAUCCACCAUCUGGAGUCCCAGGAAACAUCAUACAAGUCUGCGGGCAGAUCAUUGCUGGCAGUUACGAAACCAUUGACUUUAAUGUUGACUAUAUUGAUGGCCCUGUUAUCCUCGAGGCGGAAGGAGAUGGAUGGAUCAGCCUCUGUUCUUUUGCCAACAAGCAAAAGAGAAGCAUCUAUCCCAUUCAGAUGGAUCAUGGAACAGGGACCUUACAGUGCCGUGUAGAAGGCAGCUAUAUCGGUUCGCAGAACGUUAGCUUUUCAGUGUUUAACAAAGGAAAGUCAAUGGUACACAAGGAUGCUUGGCUCAUCAGUGCCAAACAGGAGGUUUUCUUGUAUCAGACAUUCUCAGAUAUAGCAUCUGUGUUUCCUGUCUCGGGAAGCCUAGGAGGAGGAAGUGACCUCACGAUUACAGGAGACUUCUUUGACCAGCCUGUGCAGGUCACAGUUGCAGGUGUUCCCUGUGAAAUCAAGCACUGUUCUCCCCGGAAGAUUAGCUGCAUCACUGGACCCAUUGCUGAGAUCAGAAGACUUGCUGCACCCCAAGCAGGAAACAGAGGGCUUCUCUUUGAAGUCUGGGAUGAUGCAGCAGGCACUGAUCUCGCUGAAACAGCCCCUGGAUAUAGAUGGCAGAUUGUUCCUAAUGCCAGCUCUCCAGAAAGAUUUCUCUCUCAAGCACAGCAGUCAUUCAGCUCACGACUACGUGGAUUCUUUGUGGCACCACAGACAAAUAAUUACACCUUCUGGAUUCAGGCAGAUGGCAGAGCUUCCUUGCACCUAAGCCUGUCAGAAGACCCAGGAAGAAAGGUGAAAGUUGCCUUUAUUCCUGCUGGUGCUUCUGAAUGGUCUGAACACUGGGAGAAAAACUGGAGCAAGAGUUGGCAGCCAAAAUCCCAGAAAUUUGAGCUGAUGGGUGGCUCAAAGUACUACCUGGAGGCGCUCCAUCAUGGGAAGGCACCAAGCAGUGGGAUGCGAGUUGGGGUUCAGGUGCACAACACCUGGCUUAACCCUGAUGUGGUGAAUACAUAUCGCAGAGAGAGGCACGAAAUCCGGGCCAGUGCCCUCCGGCUUCCGGAGAUACAGAUGCUGACUUUAUCCGGCACAGGAUGGUUCCGUAUUUCCUGGGACAAUGUAUCCAGCAACAUGAUGGCAACAAAUGCUACAGCUGAUCAGGUCCAAACAGUGAUAGAGGAGCUUCUUUCAGUAAAAUGUGAAACUGAGCCAUUGUCUGCUAAAUUCCUUCUCCGGAAUGGAUUUGAGGAAGGCCAGAGAGACCCUGCCACUGAGGGACGUGUUGCCAGCUGGACAGAACCCUUUUGUGGAAGGUUCAGUAUUCACAGGCCAAAACAUCUUGUAAAAAUGUCUCCAUCAACCUUACCAAGAUACAACCUCACUGAGUACACGCAUGUAUGCUUUGCAUAUAAAGGUUAUGUGAGCGAUACCCUUUAUGUUUCGGUGUCCUAUAUCAACACCUUUCUAAAUACGGUGAAGAAGAAUCUUACUUGCCUGUGGAGUCUGAAUGAGACCAGCCCAGAAAGCUGGAAGUUCACAUGUGCUGAUCUCUGGAGGUGCUGUGUGAACGGCUCUGAAUCCCUCCGGGAUCUUGAAGCCAACUCAUCGGUGUUUGUGCAUCAGAUCGAUAUGCUGAUCCCUGAGAGAGAGGAGGAGACAUCUAGCUGGUUUUACCUUGAUGAAAUUAUUGUCUCGGAUAGAAACAUAGCUGUUUUUCAAAAGGAUUCCAGACCAGCUCGUCCAGGUGGAAAUGUUAUCCAAGAAGUGUCUGUGGUGGGGUCUCCCCCAACCUACAAUGUGUCCUUUCUGGUGGCUGGCUGUGGCAGCAAUCUCCCUCUUCUGUCACUGAGCAGGGGAGCUUUGCCCUCGCAGGGCUCAGAAGAGGAUCACCUGGCUGCGUUCAUGGAAGGUGCAAAUGUCAGCAUGACAGUUCAGAGAGUGCAAGCUGCAUCUCCACCCAUUGGUGGGACUUUUCGGAUCCUGCUCCCCAAUACAGUGAUAUCAGGUGUCCCGGUGCAUGUCUCCUCCCAUCACCUCCGUAAGCUCCUGCAAAGCAACUCAGAUAACUCCACAGGCCAGUACUUCAAUGCCAGUGAUUUCACUGUGACCAAGGAUGUGAGCACUUGUUACCAAGAUGUGUGGACACUGACCUGGAACUCCAUGACUGGUGACUUGCCCAUUGUUAUUGAUGUUUCUGCUGAAAACCUCACAGGACUUAACCCAACCAUUGCAGCUCGUGUGGUUUAUGAUGGCGGCGUAUUUAUUGGACCAAUAUUUGGGGAUAUGCUAGCUACGGCCAAUAACCACACGCAGGUGGUGGUGGUGGUGAACGACGUCCCAGCUAACUGCUCUGGUUCGUGUUCCUUUCAGUAUUCUCGGGAGGCAACCCCGUUAGUCAGCCACGUGGACUAUUCACUAGCUGAUGGACUCCACACCAGAGUUUAUAUCACAGGGUCUGGCUUUGCUGAGGACAGCCAAGCACUGCAGAUAGAGGUGAACCACACAACCUGCCAAGUAAUGACUUCAAAUCAAACGGCUGUAGUUUGCUGGAUGAACAUGUUACCAAUGGGACUGUACUAUGUUACAUUACUGGUGAGACCUUAUGGGUUUGCUCGCAAUGCCAGCGAAGGACAGGGCAUCUACCUGAGGGUUAAGCCAAGGCUGGAAGCUAUUGAACCUCCGACGGCUUCAGAGAUUGGAGGGUGCUCAGUGAUCCUCCGAGGGACUGGUUUUGACGGGAUAAGCCAGGUGUUGUUUGGAUCUCACCCUUGUCCAAUUAACACCAACGCCAGCAACUCAGUGAGGAUUGAAUGUGAAGUUCCUUCUCGGGGGGAUGAAGAAUGUGUUGUCCCUGUGACACUAACCGCUGGGUCCCAGUCUGCCACGUUCACUGAAGUGUUUAAGUACGAUCCUUCUUUAAAUCCAGCCAUUGUAUCGCUGAGCAGAAACAGAAGCAGCACAGCAGGGCCCCAGUCACUCCAGAUUGGAAUAUCUUCCUUCGCAAAUUGUACUGGCCUGGAUGUACAGGUCAAAAUUGAGGCCACUGUGGCACAGAUCCAAGCACGAACAGCCCAUGGCGUCGAUGUAGUACUGCCUGCCCUGGCAGAUGGAUGGUACAACCUUUCGGUCAUCAUCAAUGGCAUUGCAAUCGGCUCACAUGGAGUUGAUCCAUUCAUCCAGUACAGCACUGAGAUCCUCAGCAUAGAGCCCUGCUGUGGCUCCGUUCUGGGCGGAACAAUCCUCACAAUCUCUGGAAAAGGCUUUAGCCAAAACCCUUCCCUGGUUUCAGUCUUUAUCGGCACGCAGACCUGUGAUGUUACCCGCUCGAUGGAAGAGACAAUAUGGUGCCAGACCCCACCGGCUGCUGACUUCUCUAAUAUAGAGUUCCAGGACAUCUCUGUACUUGUGGGGGUGUUCUUUGGUAACAGAUCCUCUCCACUCCUUCCCUCCUGGAGCUUCCCAAAGAGGAAUAUCACCUUUACUUACCAGAUGGCUUUGACUCCCAUAGUUACCUCUAUGGAAGUAAAAAUGAUGAAUGACAGCCUGUGUCUGGGCAUAGAAGGAAUAAAUAUAACUGGUUCAGUGGCUAAGCUGGGAGACUCUGAAUGUGAGCCGGAGUUUCAAUGUGCCAAUGAAUCCACAACCCUUUCUCAAUGCUCCUUCCCACUGAGCACUCUGGAACCUGGGAUCUAUCCCAUCAGAUUUCUCCAGAAGCAGCUGGGCUAUGCCAAUGUGACGGCAGCACUGCAGAACUUUACAUUAGUCCCAGAGGUAAAGGCCAUAAUUCCCUCACAAGGUUCAGCUUGUGGUGGGCUGUUGCUCACUAUAUCCGGUCUUGGUCUAAAAUCCAGGAGGAAUUCAGUUCAUGUGAGCCUGACGGGUAACUAUACUUGUGAGAUCCGCAGUGUAGAUCACAACAGGAUCAGCUGCGCUCUUCUUCCAAGGGAACCUCCUCUGGGUGACUGGUGGUUGCCUGAUGCAUCUCAUGCCCUUAAUGUCACAGUGACGGUAAAUGGAAUCCAGAGUGUCUGCCUCUCAGACUGUGCACUCCACCUGCUGAAAGAGUGGACCCCUAGAGUGGAUGCUGUGGUCUGGGAGAUCAAUGGGACAUUGUCAUCUCUGCUGAUCAGAGGCCAGAGAUUAGCUUUGGCAGCUGAUGAACUUGUGAUACAAGUGGACAACCAUGACCCUUGCAACGUAACUUUCUGGAAUGAGACCAGCAUACAAUGCCAGACAGGCAGCCUUUCCCCAGGGGAGCACAGCCUUUCUGUGUCCAACAGAAGAAGUGGGCAUGCUUGCUUCAGCAGGGACUCCCAUAUCUUCACCGUCAUUCCUUGUGUGCUCAAAUUUUACCCCAAAAAUUUCAGUACCAAUGGUGGGGGCCUUCUUGCCAUACAAGGGGCAGCACUGAAAGGAAGGAACAGCACUUCCAUUCUUGUUGGGAACCGACCCUGUCUCAUUACAGAUGUCAGCUAUGUGGUUCUCCGGUGCUCUGUUCCUCUGGGCAAUGGGAUCCAUGCUUUAACUCUAGAAAUAGAUGGCAUCUCGUACCACCUUGGUGAAAUAAGUUACAGUGAAGAGUUCACCCCCAUUUUCCUUUUCCUUCUGCCUCCGGUGGGCCUCCUUUUAACAAUGACCGUGUCACGGAUCACGGAGGUGGAAAGGAUGCACAUUUCCAUUGGGGACUCCCCCUGCACCAAUAUCACUGGCAAUCACACCACUUUACAGUGUUUGGCUCCCUGGCUUCCUGCUGGAGAAUACCGGGUCCUUGGUGGCGACUUCCUCCAAGGCUGGGCUUCGUCAAAUUUGACAUUCACCUCUCAGCUUACCAUCACAUCGACACGCAACAACUGGGGUGGCCUGGGUGGAGGGGAAGUGCACGUGCAUGGCACUGGGUUUGCUCCAGGAAACACCUCUGUGACCAUCUGUGGUGCUCCCUGUGAAAUGCUAGGUGACAUCACGACAACCGAUGUGAGCUGCCUGGCCCCACGCUUGGACGCGUCUUUGGCUGUUCUCUGUGGCCUGACCCAUCCUUCAGAAGACUGCAAAGGAGCUGGGACCACAUAUGUCCAGUGUGACGUCCAUAUCACCGCAGGAGCAUACAGCCUAGCAGGAGCCAGGCCUUACAUAUACCUGUGUGAUGACGACUCUCUGCUGGAUAGCAAGACAAAAGUCAACUCACCCCAGGCGCUUUUUGCUGGCCUCUUUUUCAGCCCUAAAGUGGAAAGAGAUGAAGUUCUCAUCUAUAAUAGCUCCUGUAACAUUACCAUGGAAACUGAGGCAGAGAUGGAGUGUGAGGGAGCUAAUCAGCCAAUUACCGCCAAGAUUACUGAGAUACGGAAAAACUGGGGCCAGAACACUCAGAGGUACCUUCCCCUCCAAUUCUGUGGCCGAUGGUCUAAGAACUCCAGCUGGCUUGAUGGGCACCUGCCACAAGAUGGCGCUAAUGUCACGGUAGAAAGAGGCCAGACGCUGCUGCUGGAUACCACCACUGGCAUCCUCAACUUGCUGCAUGUCAAAGGUGGCAAGCUCUUGUUGGCUGGCCCUGGACCCAUAGAAAUUCAUGCUCAUUAUAUUCUGGUAACCGAUGGCGGUGAAUUCCAGGUGGGAUCCCCAGAUAAACCUCUUCGUGGCAAAGCACACAUCCAUCUCUACGGAAGCUUUCAUUCUGCAACCUUCUUUCCAUAUGGGGCUAAAUUCCUGGCUGUGAGGAACGGGACCGUUUCCAUGCAUGGUUGGGUGCCACAAGUGGUGUCCACACACCUGAAGUCAGCAGCUUGCGUUAAUGACUCUAGGAUAUUCCUGGAGGAGCCUGUCGACUGGCAGCCUGGGGAUGAAGUUAUUGUGAGUGGAACUGGUCCUGGAGAUACGUAUCAACAAGAGGAAAUUGUCACAAUUGAGGCAGUGAACAACACUGAACUCUACCUUAGAUCACCUCUCAGGUUCCCCCACAGCUCUGGAGAAGAGUGGGUGCAUGGGCAGCGCUUUGCUCUGAAAGCUGUUGUGGCAUUGCUUAGCAGGAGAAUUGUUUUCCAAGGAAACCUCACCAGAGAGAGGAUGUCCCACCUAAAGGCGUGUGCUGAAGCAGGUGUGUCAAGAGAUGCCUCGGCAUGUCUGUACAAGAGGAGUGAGAGGAUGCUAGGAUCCCGGGAUUUGGGGGCCGUUAUUAUUGUGCAGGCUUUCCAGGGUGAGGACAGUCACAUCCAUUUGGAAGGCGUUCAAUUCCAGAACGUGGGCCAAGCGUUCCAGCAGCACCUGAGUGCACUGACCAUUGCCGGGGAUGCCCGUAUGACUGAUUCUUACAUUCGCGGUUGCUCUGUAUGGGAUUCCUUUGGUCGAGGACUCAGUCUGUCGAGGACCUCAGAGCUAAGAGUGGACAAUAAUGUUUUCUAUAACAUUUUUGGUCAUGGGAUUCUACUGGGAGAGUCCUUGGAACAGGGGAAUAGAGUCAGGCAUAACACAGUGAUUGGACUUUCUGGAACUGAUGGACUUUCCAACAUAGAAACAUUAUCACCAGCAGGGAUCUACAUCAGGGCUCCUGCUAACCAGAUAGAGGCGAAUACAGUGUGUGCUGCUGGUUACGGCUAUUUCUUUCAUCUCUCGCCUGAGGGGCCAUCACAAACUCCUCUUCUCACCUUCAGUAAGAACACAGCUCAUUCCUGCACAAGGUAUGGUCUCCUGGUGUAUCCAAAAUACCAGCCCAAAUGUGAAGAUGGCCUGGGCCCAGUUCUGUUCCAGAGCUUCACAGCCUGGAGAAAUCAAGGCGGGGCUCAGAUUUUUAGCAGCCGCAACCUGGAACUCCGAAAUUUCCAGAUCUAUGCUUGCAAAGAUUUUGGAAUAGACAUCGUAGAAAGCCUUGGAAACACCACUGUUGCUAAUAGUUUAUUACUUGGACACUUUGGUCAAAAGGACAGUAGCUGUAUGUCAUCAGGGCUGAAAACUCCCCAAAGGCAUGAACUGUUGGUUUCCAAUACAUCUUUCAUGAACUUUGAUAUUAGCACUUGCACUGCAAUCAGCACCUGUUCUGGCUGUUACCAAGGCCAGGGCGGAUUUACAGUGAAAGCUGAACGGUUGGCAUUCCUGAAUUCACCCAACCAGGCGUCAUUCCCGUUUCCCCAUUCGGCCAUCCUUGAAGAUCUGGAUGGCUCCCUCACAGAACAGGAAGGAAGUCAUCUUCUUGCUUCUCUGGACACACUUGGAGCUUCCUGCGUGGCCAGUGCUAACUUCAGUCAUGCUGCUAGGGGGAGUGUUUGUGGAAGGGACGUGAUUUUUCACCGUAUGUCUAUUGGUUUAAAAGAGGCUCCAGACUUUCCUUAUAAUCUAACUGUGACUGAUAGUAAUAAUAAGACAACCACAGUCCGUUACGUCUCUGAUACUUUAUCAAACCCCUAUGGUUGGAUGGCUCUGCUCUUGGACCAGGAGACUUACACUCUGACAUUUGGUAACCUUUUUGUGAGCAAACAACUGCAGUACUCGGCUACAUUCGAUAACUUCAUUGCUGGGAAUUACUUACUCGUAGAACAUGAGAACCUCCCAUCCUAUGUUGAGGUCAUGGUGUUCUGUGGGACAAGACCUGGUCAGCCACUCCAGUCACUUCCUUCACACGAUCAUGACAAGGGCUGUGACUGGUUUUUCAACAGCAAAUUGAGGAAGCUAACCUAUUUAGUUACAGGGGAAGAACUAGUCCAAGUAACACUCAAAGGAGAAGAAAGAAUCCCUCUACCUGCUCCAGCUCCAGUUUCUCCUCCUGACGACAUUUUGAAAUGGUCAUUUCCUGAAUCAUGGAGUGGAGUGAAAAAAGGCUGGGGUGGAUACAACCACAGCAUUCCCGCCCCUGGUGAGGAUGUCAUCAUCUUGCCUAACAGGACCAUCCUGGUGGAUACAAUGCUUCCUCCUCUGAGAAGUCUCUAUAUACUGGGGACUCUGGAAUUCCCAGUCAACUCCAGCAAUGUCCUUAGUGCCACCUGUAUAGUGGUUGCAGGUGGUGAACUGAAAGUGGGUACUUUUCAACAUCCUCUAGAAAGAGGAAUGAAGCUAUUGAUCCUUCUUCGGGCAUCCGAGGGAGUUUAUUGUGAUCGUUUGGAUGGAAUCAAUGUCCACCCAGGAACUAUUGGGGUUUAUGGGAAGGUGCAGAUUCAUAGUGCUUAUCCUAGGAAAUCCUGGACACAUCUUGGAAGUGACAUUGCACCUGGCAAUGAGAGGAUUUGGGUCGAGGAUGAAGUAGACUGGAGUCCUGGUGGAAACAUUGUCAUCAGUUCCUCCUCCUAUGACGCUCACCAAGCUGAGGUGGUCACACUUAAAGAAAUAAAUGGUCACAGCAUUAGAUUCCAGGAACGUCUCUUCCACAGGCAUAUUGGGCGUUCCCAUAGCAUAGAAGAUGGCAGACGUGUUCCGUUGGCCACUGAGGUUGGGCUCCUAACACGCAACAUACAGAUUAAGUCAGACACGGCUUGCUCUGGGAGGCUUCUGGUGGGACGCUUCAGAAAUACCAGUGGAACGGAAUUUGCAGGUGACCUUCGGCUCUCAAACAUUGAAAUUCUGAACUUUGGACCAUCACAGCUUCCUGCCAUUGGCUUCAGUAACAUAUCUUUGGGAUCCUCAAUUAUCUCUUCCAGCAUUCACCAUAGCUGUGGGGGUGGCAUUCAAGCAGUGACAAGCAGUGGAAUCUCAUUGCGUGACAACGUGGUGUUCAACACGGUUGGCCCUGGCAUUGACUUGGAAGGCCAAACUCAUUCUCUCAUCAGGAACCUUAUCAUUCUCAGCAAGCAGCCAGAGGGGUUACCAGACUGGGUUGCUGGUAUCAAAGUGAACAAAAUAGAUGACUGUUACCUGCUUGGCAAUGUCAUGGCAGGUUCGGAGCGUAUAGCCUUCCACAUCAGAGGUCAAGAAUGCUUCCUAGCUGGAGAGUAUUUUGCUGAAAAUGUGGCCCAUUCAAGCCUUCAUGGUGUUCAUUUAUACAGAGGGGAUGGGUUUCAAAACUGCACCAAAAUCACUGGUUUUCUGUCCUACAAGAAUUACGACUAUGGUGUCAUGUUUCAGCUUGAAAGCAGUGUAGUGAUGGACAAUAUGAUGCUAGUAGACAAUGCUGUGGGUGUUCUGCCAGUGGUGUACAGCCCAUCUGCUAAGCAGCAUCGUUUGGGGAAAAAAUACAUAGAACUUAGAAACUCUGUCAUUAUUGCAACAAGCUCAACUUUUGACUGCAUUAAAGACAGGAUCACGCCCCUUUCAGCUAACUUGACUUCCAGGGAUCGAGCUCCAUAUUCCCCUCAGAGAGGUCGCAUUGGGAUUCUGUGGCCUUCAUUUGCCUCUGAACCAAGCCAGUGGCCUAAUGAUCCAUGGCACAAAAUAAGAAAUUAUGCAGCAGUAUCAGGAAUCAUGAAGCUACAAGAAGUCACCUUUACUGGUUUUACGAAGAGUUGCUAUAGUGAUGACAGAGAUAUCUGCAUUAUGUCAAAUCCUGACAGCGUGGGCAUCAUGUACCCAAUCACAGCAGAGAUGACAAGGAUGUCACAUGUCCAUGAGCAGAAUAAAUUCUACUUUCAUACACUGGAAACAAGCAUCAAUGGAUCCAAGGACUUUGAAUAUUUUGAGAUGAGAUGUGAAGGCUCAAGAAAGGCUCUCUUCAAGGAUCUGGAUGGAAGUGCCCUGGGCCUACAACCACCUGUGUCAGUUUUCCCAAAGUCUAAAUCUGAAUGGACAGAGUCUUGUUUACACGCUGGCAUUUACAGAGAAGACACAAAGUGCAUCUACAAGCCCUCUAUGCAAGGCUACUUCUGCAAAGACACAGACCAUGCACUUGUGAUCAUAGAAAGCCUGGACACCGAAGCAGACGGAAGGAGGUUGCCUCCAGUGGUAUCGGUGACUGGCAGUUUUGUGGAGGCUUUCAGUAGUGGAGUUUCACAUGUAUCUUGCUGUCCUUCAGAACAUCCACGGGCUUUCUAUUCGGUCUUGCCAUCCAACAAGCUGACUAAGGUUUGCUUCGCUGGACUAACGCCUCCGAGCUUAAGACUUCGCCUCAUCAGUGGUCAAAACUCUACCAGACUUCUCAUAGCCAUCUUCUAUGAUGAACCCCGUAGCCUUCACGUUUUCAUGAACGGGAAUUACGUUCCACUAGCCUCAUCUUCGUCCAGUGCUUUCUUAACUAAUGCCAUGGCAGGCACCCACUUCUUCAGUUUUGAGAACAACCUUCUCUACAUCCUCCUUCAUGGAGAUGACCCCAUAGAAAUAUACACCAGCUUUUCCCUUCACACUGCUUUUACCAUUGCUGAGACCAUUGGAGAGGAGGGUCAAAGAAGGGUGGUCCAUCGCCUGGCUGAUUUCUUGCAGAUUGGACGGGACCAUGUCAGAAUAGUUCUCAGUGUUUCAGGGAGUGAGAGCAUGUUAAAGGUUAUCUCAGAUGAUGUUGGCAAGAGGAGGCGUGAGUGCCCUCCCAUGACAUCUUGCACAGCCUCUUGUAGCAGGGCUGGCUGGGAGAAAACCCGGACAGGAGCAGCAAGUGUUUGGGUUCUGCAGUCAUCUCAUGCGGCUACUCCAUUGAGAGUGCUGAUCAUUGAAAUUGGAGAGCCACCAGGCCUUUUCAGAAAUAAGUUUGUUCCCUCCUUGUCGAGCGACAGGUUGAAGAGCUUAGCCAGCACUGUUAUCAACGCUCAGCAGACUGGGGAUCUUCAGCGAGCUCUGGAGUUACCAAUUGAUACUUUAAUGGUGACACAGUCUGCUUUGUCAUCGCCACUAGGGGGCAGUGCCAGAAACGGAAGCAGUCUAACUCCUGGAGGCUGCCUGUAUGUGAGGCCCUAUAAUAUCUCUAUCCUGGUGCAGCCCUCUGAUGGAGAAAUGGAGCAAGAGCUUCCUGUUCAGCCACAAAUUAUUUUUUUGGAUAAGCAGGGUCGGAGAGUUGAGACAUUAGGGCUGCCCUCCGAGCCAUGGGUCAUGACAGCCUGUCUCAAGGGCUCUUCGGAGGCUGUGUUGAAAGGGCACACCAGAGUAGAGGUUCGAGAUGGACGGGCUAUCUUUACGAACCUGGCAAUCUCCAAUUCAGGCUCAAACUGGUGCCUCGUUUUCACUGUUAUUUCACCUCCAGGUGCUGACUUCACUGUCGAGUCCCAGCCAUUUACCAUCUUUCCUAUCCCCAAGGGAGGGAAGUCCAUCACGGUCCUUGCUGCUGUGCUGGGCUCAGUGGCUUCAGUGCUAGUUAUGGGUCUUCUUGUAUUCUGCUGGUCCAAGAAAAGCAAAAGUUUCAAAACAAAGAUUGGACAGGCUAAUGUACCACAAGCAAAGAGCAAUAUGAAAUCCUCCCAGAUUCUGCCACAGCAGCGUUCAACUCGUGCCGAUCUCCACCAUGCCCAGGAAGAGAACAAAAGAGACAUUUCUGGGAUAGAAAGAGAUACGGAAGCAAAUGGAGUAGCAGGAAACACAGCAAGACAGAUAAAGGAAUUGCACCAACAGACGGUUAAAGCCAUGUCAGUGCAGAAGAUAAGUACUGUUGAACAUAAGAGGAAGAGUAGAGAGAACUUAUCCAUGGCUAGGAAACAUGACAGCAGCCAUUCAUUACAUGGAAGAACAGCUCUCUGGGGUUCUCUGGAACUUCAGCAGCGUGGUGCCAAGGAGUUCUGUGACUGGAAGGAUACCCAUCAGCAGCUGUUCGCUUGCACCCGCAGAAAAGAGAUGGGAGGAGGGGAGCCUGUGCCCCAGAAUGUGAACAGAGAGAGGCAGGAGGCGGCUGUGGGAUCUUGAGGAGAUGUGUAAGGGAAAGGAUGAGCUGUGGCACCAUCAACAUGAAAUAUUUUCUAGGAGGGAAUCCAUUGGAACAUGGGAACCUGAGAUGCUUCUUCCACUGGUGUGGGCAGAAAAAGCAUGUUAGCCCAUCUGCUCAGCCAUGCAGACCCUCACAUUGUGGUUUUUUUUUUAACUAGGUGAGACUAGAAAAGGCUUAAAAGUGCCCAGGUUGUUACUGGACUUUGAUGGCCACUAACCAUAAAGGAAACAGUGCCUACUUUUAGUUCAGUUGCUUCAAUUUGCUCUAACUCUGCCCAGGCUCAUUCUAGGUCAUCUAGGAUUGUAGAGCUGGCCCCUGUUUUUAUAGGAAGUCCCACAAGUGGUCCUGGCUCUCCUGUAUGUCUCCUCUGAAAGAAGGCAUUUACAGCAACACCAGGGGCUCCCUAUGAUUAUGUUGGGGUGCUGGUCCAGGACUGGCUCAGAGAACAGUCAGUCACAUGUAGACUCUCCCACACUCUCUUCUGUACCACCCCAGGCUCAUAGUUUCAUCGGGACAGAUGCUCAGCUGGUGUAAACCAAUGUAGCUCCAUUAAUGAGGCAGAUCCUUAGCUGACUCAAAUGGAGCAGUGCAGAUUCCCACCAGCUAAGGAUCAGGCCCAUGGAUUUGAAGGCCAGAAGGGACCAUCCUUUCUACCUUCUGCAUCACACAGAUUGUAGAAUUUCACCCAAGUCCUGCAGUGGCCAGAAUUAUUCUCCCUUACUAUGUAAAUGAACAGGAUGGGAUCCAGUGACUUGGGGGCUGAACGAGAAGCUAUCACUUGGAAAGACAUUCACCCGAAAUCCGAUGAUUUGGACACUAUUGCUUUCCGCGUAUCCAACACAGCCUAAUACAGAUGCCUUGACAUGGUGGAAGAAGCAUUCGGCAUACAGUAACUCCUCACUUAACGUUGUAGUUAUGUUCCUGAAAAAUGCGACUUUAAGCGAAACGAUGUUAAGCCAAUCCAAUUUCCCCAUGAGAAUUAAUGUAAAUGAGGGAAGGGGGUUAGGUUCCAGGGAAAUUUUUUUCACUAGACAAAAAACUAUAUAUAUUUUAUAUAUAUACACACACAGUAUAUGUUUUAAACAAACAAUUUAAUACUGUUCACAGCUAUGAUGAUUGUGAGGCUUGGUUGAGGUGGUGAAAGAGGGUGGGAUAUUGCCCAGGGAAUGCCUUGCUGCUAAAUCAGUGGUUCUCAAACUUUCGUACUAGUGACACCUUUCACAUAGCAAUCCUCUGAGUGCGACCCCCCCAUAUAAAUUAAAAAUACCUUUUUAUAUAUUUACCACCAUUAUAAAUGCUGUAGGCAAAGCAGGGUUGAUGAACUAGCACUGGGUUGAGCCCUCAAGGGUUAACACAUUGUUAAUGUAGCCUCUCACACAAGACAGCAUGAACAGGAGGGAGGGGAGUCAGCAUAGCAGACAGAGACAGACACAUACCUUGUGUGUGGGAGAGAGAGAAAUGCACACUGCCCCCCUUUAAGUCAGCUGACCCACUCUUAAGUGCAUUGUCUUUUUAAGCAGCAAAGUGGAUUUUGAGUGGAUCAGGAAGUUGAGACAGCAGCUGCUGCCCCAGGCUCUCUCUGUCUCUCUCCCUCUAUGUCCCCACCCUGCUCUAUAUGGAGAAGAAGGGGUAAGCAGGGUGUAGGAGCAGCGGGGAGGGGGACACCCUGACAUUAGCCUCUGCACUUCCCCCAACUCCCUGAACAGCAAGCAGGAGUCUCCGGGAGCAGCUCCAAGGCAGAGGGCAGGAGCAGCACAUGGCAGUGGGGGGAGGGACAGCUGCAAUUGCUAGCCUGCUGGGUGGCUGCAGCACAGGGCAUUUAGGGGAGUGGGGAGCUGAUGGGGGGCUGCUGGUUCACCCUGGUUCCAAGCCCCCACCAGCUAGCUGCAACGGGCUGCUCUUCCUGCAAGCCGUGGACAAAGCAGGCAGCUGCCAAAGGUUAGAAGGGAGCAUUGCACAACUUUAAACGAGCAUGUUCCCAUGUUGAUCAGCAACGAAACAACGUUAAUCGGAACGACUUUAAGUGAGGAGCUACUGUAUUAUAAAUAUACUUCUCCCUUCCCCCCAUCCGUAAGCAACUCUACUCCUAAGUAUCCCAUCUGAACAGUGCAGGUGCAAAAAGUAUGUCAUUACAAAUGUCACAAUGUAUGCAAAUAAUAUGCAAAAGUAGUUAUCUGAAUACUGACUAUAAAGAGUAUGCAGAACUUGAGCAACACAACCUUCUGUCUGAAAAAUUGUGCAUAUCGGUAACACUUAAAGGUUUUAAUUAAUCCUUUAAUUGAAAAUUCUUGUAUUUAUUCCAUAUUUUGUUUAUAGACUAUAUAAUGUCUUGCAUGGCUAGAUCUUUAAGUGCAGUAAUGAGCAGAGAUAAAAACAUAGUUAAGCACAGAGUUGUUCUUAAUUUCCGGCAGGGCUAUGGGUUAACUCAAGUGAAUGACAUUGCCUGUUAAGCUUGUGAGAUAGCAAAAGGAGUGGUAAACAGGAAGCAAACCCUGGAUAAAUAGGAAGGCAUGGAGAGGGGUAAUUUCUUGGUUUUAGGAACGAAGGUACGAUUAGGUGAUCAGAGAGAGGGAAGAGAUGACUGUAGGCAUUCAUGAGCCUGAAUUAAGUUUGAUGUAACUGUAACACCAACAGACCCUGGUUGUCGGGAUUGAACCUGGGACCUCUGCAGCUUAGUGCAUGAGCUAAAAGCCAACUGACUCUUAGCUAAGGCUGUACAGCAUAUUCAUUAAUCUCUCUCUCUAAGUGGUUUUGGUGCCGCUAGAUGGGACAGAACCCCACACCCAGGAGGUGUGUGAGUUACAUAGCACCAGUUCUACAAUUGAUCUUUAUAAAUAUUAUAGCAGCAGCCCCCGGAAACCUCAGCUGAGAUUGGGACCCUAGUUUGCUAGGCAUUGCACAGACAUAAUCCCUGGUCUGAAGACCUUAAAUAGACAAAGGAAGCACUAUCAUCCCAGCUUUACAAGGGAAAAACUGAGAGAUCAAUAGACGUAUCCAAAGCCACACAGAAAAUCUGUGGCAGAGCUUGGAAUUCAACCCAAAUAUCUUGAGGCCUAGCCCAGGGUCUUAACUCAAUGAGGAAGGAUGGUCCAGUGGUUAAAGUGCUAGCCUGGGUUGUGGGAGACCGAGGUGGAAUCCCUGCUCUGCCCUAGACUUCCUGUGUGUGACCUUGCGCAAGUCACAUAGUCCGUCUGUGUCUCAGUUCCUUAUCUGUAAAACAGGGAUAAUAGCCCCUCCUUGCCCCCACGGGUGUGUUGUGAGGAUACAUUUAUUACAAUCUGAUGAGCUCAGAUUGAUGUGCUAUGGUGAUGGGGGCCAUAUAAGUACCGAGCAUAGAUGGGAUAAGAUCAUGCUUCCUCUCACUGACUCACUAUCUGUGGUACCUGCAUUUAUGAUAUGCCCUUCAUUGUGGUAUCUUCACACCAAGCACAUAAAUAAAAGUCCCAUUGAAUUCUGUGCAAACAGAUCCACCUUCUGUGCUUGCCUUUUGCCCCAUUAAUUUUUGGUGUGCAUUAAGUAUACAGGGGGGAAAUGCAGGGAACAAGGACAGACGCAUUUGGAGCAUCAACAGAGAAGGGAGGUGGGAAGGAAAAGGUUCCACCAAAGGGAACGCUGAAGGAAUGGUUAGCGAGGGAGAAGGAGAACCAGGAAAGGACAAAGUCACAGCAGCCAAAAGAAGAGGGAGUCGCAAGAAAAGCACCAGCUGUUGUGUCAAAGGCAUUAUGGAGAAUGAGACUAGAGGGAGAACCUUAGGCUUGGAAGGAAGAGGAAACAUCAUUAGAGACUUCUGGGAGGGCAGUCUUGGUGGAGCGGAGAGGACAGAUGCCAGAUUGCAGAAGAUGCAGGAGUGAGUUGGAGGAGGCAAGACCCAAGUGCUGAGGAGAAACCAGCCCGCUCAUGAAGCCUGGUGGGGAGGAAGAUGUGGGCAGAAGGAGAGAGAAGCAGGGAGGAGUAAAGUUUUUCUUAGAGUAGGAAAACAGAAGCCAGCCUGACCAGAGAAGAGAGCUGGGAGGUGACUGUGCUGCACAAGUUGAGGUGUUGGGUCUGGAGGGGAUGGGUCAAGUUGAAGGAAGAUUCUGAAGUGAGGUUCAAGUAGCUAAGGCUUCUGGCCCAACUGCAGGGAAUUCUGUUAUGAGAGCCUCUGGCCUUCUCUCCACUAGGACUUUCCCUCCCUUGCAGCACUAGUGUAGACAAGGUGCCAGCAGGGUUUUAAGCUCUUUUGGAAAUUUAAGCUUAAGAGAGCUAGACACCUCCUGCCGUUGAAUUUUAAUGGGAGUUUGGCAGUUAACUCCUUUGACAAUCCCAGCCUUAAGCAUCACAGCCUUCUCUGAGCAGGGUUGGAAGACCUGGGCUGAAAUCCUGUCCCCAUUGAAGUCAAUAGCAAAAUGCCCAUGGGCUUCAGUGGAGCCAGGAUCUCACCCAUGGAGAAUAAAUAUAUCUGCAACUACUUGGAGCCCUGUGGCCACUAGCACUUGAACACACACUGUUGCAACCAACAAGGUAGCUGAACUGGUGUGUUAGUUUAGCCCACAAUGCCUGGCCUGUGAGAAUCCCAGGAUGCUGCUGUGAGCAAGUUUUCUUUUGUGGCAGUGGGUUUUCCCUUCUCCCCUGACUUCUGAGGUGGAGAGGGAGCUGUGUUCCAGACAAAUUAGCCUAUGGCUUUGGGCCAGAGUUGAUGAGACUUCACCAGGAUACAGGCACAGACUCGUGGAGAGAAAAAAAAAGAGAGAGAGUGAGCCUGUGGAAAAUUAAAAUGACAAGG
This is a messenger RNA of Gopherus flavomarginatus (Mexican gopher tortoise), 17352 nucleotides long. It is a transcript of the gene PKHD1, whose product is annotated as PKHD1 ciliary IPT domain containing fibrocystin/polyductin. The record is from RefSeq and is a predicted model, not a curated record. Bases 416 to 12568 code for a protein of 4050 amino acids. NCBI's taxonomy places the organism in Eukaryota, Metazoa, Chordata, Testudines, Testudinidae. The transcript is spliced from 66 exons.